CCACCACGUGCACACAGAUAAUUCCAGUAUUUAUUUUUGUGCCAGCCUUGCUCUUGCAAUUAAAGAGUCUGGCUGGACUUUUGAUCAGAAAUGAGACCCAAGCAGGAAGGAAGGAAGUCCAAAAGUUGCAUCCCAAAGACAUUGUGUCCACCUCUAAAGGACGGCUCUACCACAACACUCGUGAGUCCUGCAGAACCAGCCUAGAACGUUACACCUGGUCAGAUUAAAACUAUACACGUUCGUUGCCCAAAGAAUUGAGAGAAAAUCCCUGAUGUCAAUAUUCUGCUGGAAGAUAUUGGCCUGAAAGAUGAAGAGCACAAAAAGUGUAGAGCGUGCCACGGUUGGGGAAGUUGCUUGUGAUAUCUGCACUGAACCGAAGCUGAAGGCUGAGAAGUCCUGCCUUGUGUGUCUCGCCUCAUAUUGUGCACCCCACUUGGAGAAUCAUUAUUCGGCUAAAAGACUCAAGGGCCACAAGCUGGUGGAACCGGUGAAGAACUUGGACGCACGGGCCUGCCUGACUCAUGGACGCUCACUGGAGCUGUACAGCAGAAAGCAGCAGAAAUGCAUCUGUGUUCGUUGUAUCGAAGGAGGUCAAGAGGAAGUUGUCUCGACGGAAGAGGAAUGUCAAAUGAAGAAGGCUGAACUUGAGUGGACCAAGACGACAUUACAGCAAAGAGUCGUGAUGAGAAAAACAAAGAUGGUGGAGAUCAGCGGGGCUCUGAAGAGUUGCAAGGAGCAGCUUGAGUGGUGGGACAUUGACGCAGUGUUCGCUGCUGUGAUUGCCAUUGUGGAGGCUGCCAAUACAAGAGUAGUGAAACCGCUACGAGACAGGAGGCAGGCGCUUGAAAAAGAAGCGAAAGACCUCAAAGACGAAUUGGGAGCUGAGAUUGACAGACUUGAGAUGACAAUCGCUGAACUGGACAACAUAUCUGCGCUUGAGGAUCACAUCCAUUUCCUUCAGAGGUACCCGUCAAUUUCCAUCCGGGAUGAUAUGAAAAACUGGAAUGAUGUAAAACUUGACACUUCACUGGCUUUUGGUUCCGUGAGAGGAAUCACAACAACCAUGAUUAACGAAAUUCAGCAGGAGCUAGAGAAGCUGGUCACCACUGAACUGAAGAGACUCCAAAGGUUCACAGUGGACAUAAAGCUGGACCCAGAGACUGCAAACCGACGUCUCGUACUUUCACCUGAUGGAAAGGAAGUGCAAGACGGAGGAGAAAACCAGGAAGUGGCUGAUUCACCGAAGAGGUUUGAUGUGUUUGGUAGCGUCCUGGGACUCAACAGCUUGACUACUGGGAAGGCUUACUGGGAGGUGGAGGUCAACAACAAGAGCGGAUGGGAUCUAGGUGUAGCCAGAGGCAGUGCCGACCAUAAAGGGAAACUGACGCUGAGCCCAGAUAAUGGUUACUGGGUUCUGGUACAUUAUGAAGCGGAGAACUACGCCGCCAUGACAGCACCACCCACCCGUGUCUCCCUUGAAAGGAAACCCAGUAAGGUGGGGGUGUUUGUGGACCAGGAGGAAGGUUUGGUCUCGUUUUACGAUGUGACAGCUCGGUCCCAUAUUUACUCCUUCACUGAGUGUUCAUUCAGAGAUGAGAUCUACCCGUAUUUCAGCCCACACUAUAAACAGGGUGAGAUGAACUCUGAAGCUUUGGUUAUUUCUUCUGGUCACCAUUCAGAAACUGAUUAAUGGACUCAAUUGUCAGGUCAGCUAACUUGCUUUCACAUCAUGUUCACCUCACCAACUCAGGUCAAUUCUCCAUUAUCAUUAUGGACAUUUUCCACUAAGGUAACUCCUUAAUACAACAAUGUAUUACCUUUCACAGACUACUUCAACACAAGUAUUUUCCCCUCAUUUACUGGUGAAAAUGUAAAAUUGAAGUAAAGAAUAAAAAUUACAUUUAUGACGCAUUAUUCCAAAUGUUCCCCCCCCAUUUUCAUUCAUGACUAUUUGCAGUGUAUUCACAUAACAAUGGAUGGAUGUAAUGUUGCAGAAAAAAAAUGCUGAAAUUUUAAAAUAGUUUUAAAAAAUAAAAACAUAUAUAUGUAUGUAUGUAUAGCUUUGUAUCCUUACAUAUUGUCAUCUUCCUAAGAUAAUCCCUACUCAUUUUUUUUUUGCCAAAGGUGAUUCUGACCAUAGAAAAAAAAAAAAAAAAAAAAAAGUUUUGUUUUAGGAAAGUGAAGAUAAGGUACAUUAAUGUUAAAUGGGGGUAAAAAGAAUAUUCAGUUUUUGUUUGAGCACUUUUGCUACAACAUAUUAGCAUCAUCUUGGUUGUUAACGAAAAAGAUU
Messenger RNA from Xiphophorus couchianus (Monterrey platyfish), 2290 nucleotides. RefSeq names its product E3 ubiquitin-protein ligase TRIM21-like. The transcript is spliced from 7 exons. Lineage: Eukaryota; Metazoa; Chordata; Actinopteri; Cyprinodontiformes; Poeciliidae. Gene Ontology annotation, molecular function: protein binding. The coding region runs from base 308 to 1690 and encodes 460 amino acids. The record is from RefSeq and is a predicted model, not a curated record.